UUCUCCACCCACGAGUUCGCCGGCCAAAUCUCAGGUCCUGAGGCUGCCGCUGGACAGAAUGGGCCAGACAAAUGAGCCGCGGUGUCUGCGGAGCGAGUGAAGAGCGGCGAGUCGUCCUCAGUUGCGGGACCUUACGGCGUCCCGGAACCACGCGCGGGCGGUGGGCGCGCUGCCCCGAGGCGUGCAGGGCGUGCAGGUGCCCACCCGGGACGGCCCCGGCGGCCGAGACCUCCUGACUUAGGACGCGUGGCCGUCGGUUGGCGCCCCGUCGUCUCCUCCGAGGUUGCCGGGUCCGAGCCUUGCUCCCACCAACGGCCCCCAGCCAGGUCCUCGCAGGUCUCCUCUCCAAUGAUCCAGAAGUCACACCCGACGCUGCUGCAACCCCAAGAUGUCGGGGACAGGAUGGAAACGCUCAUGUUGCACCCCGCCAUCAAAGCUUUCCUGUGUGGCGCUAUCAGCGGGACCUGCUCUGCCCUCCUUUUCCAGCCUCUGGACCUCCUCAAGACUCGCCUGCAGAUGCUACAGCCCUCGGCCCAUGGAUCCAGACGCAUUGGGAUGUUGGCCCUGCUCCUGAAGGUGGUUCGCACGGAGAGUCUCUUGGGCCUUUGGAAAGGGAUGUCCCCUUCCAUUGUGAGGUGUGUCCCCGGUGUGGGAAUCUACUUUGGCACUCUCUACUCGUCGAAGCAGUACUUCCUUCGAGGCCAUCCUCCCACUGCCCUGGAGUCCAUCAUGCUGGGGAUGGGCUCUCGCUCAGUCGCAGGGGUCUGCAUGUCACCCAUCACUGUGAUCAAAACACGUUACGAGAGCGGGAGGUACGGCUACGCAAGCAUCUACACGGCGCUGAGGAGCAUUUAUCGCAGUGAGGGACACCGGGGCCUUUUCAGUGGCCUGACAGCAACACUCCUUCGCGAUGCUCCCUUUUCUGGAAUCUACCUGAUGUUUUACAACCAGACCAAAAACGUUGUGCUCCAUGAUCAAUUGGAUGCAACCCUUAUUCCCAUUGUAAAUUUCAGCUGUGGGAUAUUUGCUGGUGUUCUGGCCUCAUUGGUAACUCAACCUGCUGAUGUUAUCAAAACUCACAUGCAGCUUUCCCCAGUAAAAUUUCGGUGGAUUGGACAGGCAGUGACACUUAUUUUCAAAGACUAUGGGCUGCGGGGCUUCUUCCAGGGUGGCGUUCCCCGGGCCCUCCGCAGAACACUGAUGGCUGCCAUGGCCUGGACAGUCUAUGAGGAGAUGAUGGCCAAGAUGGGCCUGAAGUCCUGACCGACAGGGGACUAGGGGAUGAUGAGAUCUGCUACCCUGCCUGGUCUCUGCCAAGAGCUGCUUCACCUCUCUACGCUGGAGUAAGAUGAGUCUGUCGGGGAGAGACAGGCAGUUACCUCACCUUCUGUUACCCAGUUCAAGUAGACUCAAGCCUUUGGAAUCUCCCCAAAGAGGAGUCAUGGAACCGGACAGCUUGGUGGGGAGUUAGGAGAAGGGUUUGCAUAUCCUGCUCGGCUACCUGAAAAGUCACCCCACCCACUUACACGAAGCCUCCUUGGCUCCCUUCUUGAGCUGGGAAUGGCCCUAUGUGACUGAAAGCUUCAGCUGGGGAGAUGAGUUCCCAGAGAGGAGUUGCUGCCACCAGGCUCAAGUUUGCACCGUAGGUCAUAUCAGGGUGAGGAAGAAUAGAUGGCAUUAUUUAAUUGGUUUCUAAUCUACUUCUCAGAUGGUCUGGUAAAUGGGGGACAUUGACUUCCUGGCCUUUAUAUGUCCAAAUAAAAGUUCUUGAUCUUGA
Molecule: messenger RNA, 1777 nt
Organism: Condylura cristata (star-nosed mole)
Lineage: Eukaryota; Metazoa; Chordata; Mammalia; Eulipotyphla; Talpidae
Gene: SLC25A38
Product: solute carrier family 25, member 38
Exons: 7
Coding region: 349-1263 (304 amino acids)
Biological process (GO): glycine import into mitochondrion
Cellular component (GO): mitochondrion; mitochondrial inner membrane
Molecular function (GO): glycine transmembrane transporter activity
Source: RefSeq, a predicted model, not a curated record